Molecule: messenger RNA, 2022 nt
Organism: Entrophospora candida
Lineage: Eukaryota; Fungi; Glomeromycota; Glomeromycetes; Entrophosporales; Entrophosporaceae
Source: the annotation of a GenBank genome assembly
AUGAGAUUAAAAAAUUCUCCAUAUAAAAAAAGUAAACUUUUUUUACAAAUCGAUCGUGAUACCAAUAACAACGGCUCUCCAUUUAGAAAAGUCAUUUUUGAUAGUUUUAAAGAAGCAAGAAUCUCAUCAUCACCAUCACCAUCGACACCAUGUGCGAGCUCUUCAAUAUUUAAAAAAUACAACACGUCAAAAUGUCAUGACAUUCUUUACGAUCAAACUAAUGAGGGAAAUAACAGCAAUUUAUUUGAAUUAGACGAAUACAACAAUAGUACUACAUCAUGCAAAUUAAUUGGAUCUCGUAGUAAUAGCAUUACACUUAGUUCUACGGUAUUAUUGUCUAACAAAGAAAAUCCCGAUGAUAUUAAACCAGUCAUCAUACUUGAUGACGAUGAUAAUCAAAAAGCCAAGAAUAAAACAAAUAACAAAAUAACAGAUUUAAACUCUUUUUUAAAAGUUGGAGAAAAUAAUAACAAAGAUAAUAAUGUUCAUUUGGAAAACUUAUUAAAAAAACCAUCAUCUAAUCAGGCUGGUAGUAAUAAAGGAAAACUAGUAAACACAACACCAAAAGUGUUCAAUCUUUCUAAAAAAUCUAUUCAACCACUACUAAAUCGCGUAAAUGGUGAACCAGCACUUAAAUUUUCAGGUGUUAAGAAACGUCAAUCUAGCAAUAAUAUGAACAUUGAUAAAAGAAGAAACUUUACAGUUCCAAAACCUUUUAAAUUUCAUGGAUCAAACUAUAAAUCAGCGACAAUAAUAGACACGACUCCUAUUAUUCCUUUGGCAGAGAGGAUUAAAUUGUUUAUGGAAAGAACACCUGAAAGAUAUAAAUCAAAAGUUGUAAAAUUUCACCCAACUUCUUUGUCACAUAAUCAACUUACAAGACCAAGAUCUCCUAAUUUACUUACAAAAUUAAGAGCACAACAUAUCAGGAUUCUAAACGUCGAGGAAAAUAUAUUUCAUAAUAAUUAUAAUAAUAAUGAGGAUCAUCAAGGGCAAAUAGUAAAUAAUAAUAACAAGUUGAAAAAUACGAUUUCUCAUUCUUCAAAUAUCCCAAAAUCUAAAUCAUCAGAACAACAAAAUCAGUCAUUUCCAACAACUAAUAAUGAUAAUAGUAAUGACGAUAAUAGUAAUCAUAAUAGUAAUAAUGUGAAAACAUAUCAUUCAACACCUAAAAAAUGUAAAAAAAAAACUUUUAUUACACCACAUCAUAAGAUAUUAAUGCCUAAAUUUGCAUUACCAGGUGAUAAAAUCUCGCAAAGAAAAGUCAAAGUCGUUAAAGGCAAAAUGAGACAACAAGAAAAGGAAGAGAAACAAGCACAUAAUUUUAAGCAACUACUCCAAAUCGGUUCAUUACCACUAACAGAACCUAACCCAUUUAAACUGGUCACAGACAUUAGAGGAGAAAAGUAUCAAAGAACAUUUCAGGAAACACUUACGAAAAGUAUUCAAAAAGGCAAUGAGAAUGUUAGAUUUCAUGCUACACCAACGCCACGACAAGAUCAUAAUGACAUGGUUUUUUAUACACCCAAACGGUUCACCAAACCACCAACAAAUCCAAUAGAAUUUGUGUUCAAGACGGAUACGCGUGUUGUUGAACGUAGGUUAUUUGAUGAGGAGAGAAAGAAACGUGAUCAACAUGAAAAUUUUAUUAAGUUAAUGAAGUUACAAGAAGAGAAGGAACGUGUUCGAAAGGAGAUACGACGUUUGCGAAAACUCACAAUUCUUAAAGCUAGACCUAUAAGAAGAUACUUUCCAAUUAGGAUCAAACCAUCAUCAAGAAAGCCAACUAAACCAAUUUCACCAUUUAUUGGUGAUAAACGACGUGCUAAAAUGAAGGCUAAUAAACAUUUAGAUUGGAUUUGCAUUGAAUUGUACAGUAAAUCAACAAUCACGUUUUUGAUGAAUCAUGAUCGUUUCACGACUGAUGCAUUUUUAUCGGUUGAAAAAAGCUUUUCGUCGAGUAUUUACAUACAAAACAUCAAUUCUUGGAAUAAAAAGUCCAUUGGUCAUACCAGGCUCUAG